AUGUCUGUUGUUACUAAAAAUCAUCAACAUCAAUUAAUUUUCACUACUAUUAAUGAAAUACAUGAAACAUCAGAAUAUAAAAAUAAUAAUAAUAUUAAAAAUAAUUUUAAUUUACAACAUGAAAUUAGAAAAGAAAUGAUUAUAGCUAAUAAAAAUCUUACAAAAGAUCAAAAAUCACAAAUGAUUAAAUUAUUAAUAAAAACUCAUGAUCAUAAUAAAAUUAUUUUUAAUGAAGGUAUAAAAAGAAUUUGUGAAAAUUGUCAAGAAGAAUGUUUAGCGACAUUAUAUUGUGAAUAUUGUAUUAGAAAUUAUCUUGAAACUAAAUUUUCAAAUUGGACAUCUGAAAAUAAUGAUGUUGAUGAUUUAAUACAAAAAUGUCAAAUAGAAUCUAUUAGUCCGAAUAAAAUAAUUGAAUGGAUUCCAUACGAUAAUUUACAAAAUGUUAAACUUUUAACCGGAGGAAUUUAUUCAGCGGAUUGGGUUACCGGUUAUUACGAAAUAUGGGAUUCUAAAAAACAACAAUUAGAAAGAUCUAAAACCAAGAAAGUAAUUCUUAAAAGGUUAGAAAAUGUUGAAAAUGCUAACAAAAGUUGGUUUGAAGAGGCGAAGUCUUGUUUCAAUACAAGUAACAAAUGGAAUUCUCUCGUUAAAUAUUAUGGCAUAACUAAAGAUCAAUCAGGUUAUAUGCUUGUAAUGAAAGAAUUAGAUAUGAAUUUAAGAAAUUAUUUACAAAGUCAUAAACUUACAUGGAAAGAAGUAAUUAAAAUUACUCAAGAUAUAAUUUGUGCGCUUUUAAGAAUUCAUGAAGAAAAUAUAAUUCAUAAAAAUUUACAUUCCAGAAAUAUAUUAUUCUUAAAAUACAAAGAUCAAUGGCAAAUUGGUGAUCUUGGAUUUUGCGGUCCAUCUGAUAAAUCAUUAGGCAAUAUAUAUGGAACUCUUCCUUAUUUGGCACCUGAAGUUAUUACUGAAAGAGAACAUAAUUUUUCAUCCGAUAUUUACAGUUUGGGGAUGUUAAUGUGGGAAAUUUCAUCCAGAUAUCCACCAUUUGCUAAUUAUGAACAUGGUGAUUGUAAUUUCAUAAAUGAUAUUAUUAAUGAUAUGAGACCAGAAAUUAUACCAGGAACUCCUUUGGAAUAUAAAGAAUUAAUGAAACAAUGUUGGGACGCUGACCCAAUGAAAAGACCCAAUAUUUUUAUAUUAAAAGACAAAAUAAAUGAGAUGAUGAAUAAAGUACAACAAACAGCAGAUGAUUAUACGAAUAUAAACCUUAUGAACGAUUGUUCUGUUAAUUCAAUAAAUCGGAGUUUUAAUAGUAAAGUCCAUGAUGUAGUAGAUCUAUGUGAACAAAGAAAUAUUAUCAAAGGCAAGUCAUUUUUACAUUGA
Rhizophagus irregularis DAOM 181602=DAOM 197198 is the source of this 1383-nucleotide messenger RNA. RefSeq lists its product as uncharacterized. Gene Ontology annotation, cellular component: cytoplasm. Gene Ontology annotation, biological process: protein phosphorylation; signal transduction. The record is from RefSeq and is a predicted model, not a curated record. Gene Ontology annotation, molecular function: protein kinase activity; ATP binding. Lineage: Eukaryota; Fungi; Glomeromycota; Glomeromycetes; Glomerales; Glomeraceae.